Oryza sativa Japonica Group (Japanese rice) is the source of this 822-nucleotide messenger RNA. RefSeq names its product peptidyl-prolyl cis-trans isomerase CYP19-3. Lineage: Eukaryota; Viridiplantae; Streptophyta; Magnoliopsida; Poales; Poaceae. Gene Ontology annotation, biological process: protein folding; protein peptidyl-prolyl isomerization. The record is from RefSeq and is a predicted model, not a curated record. Gene Ontology annotation, molecular function: peptidyl-prolyl cis-trans isomerase activity.
CUCUUUCCUGAGGUCUUUUUAUGCCGCCGAGCCGUCCCCUUCCUCUUCCUCCUCAUCAGAUUGUUUCCGCCGCCGACGCGCCGAUCUCCUCCUUCCAGUUCCAGGCUAAGCCAUGGCGAGCAAGAACCCCAAGGUGUUCUUCGACAUCCUCAUCGGCAAGGCCAGGGCCGGCCGCGUCGUCAUGGAGCUCUUCGCCGACACCGUCCCCAAGACGGCCGAGAACUUUCGCUGCCUCUGCACCGGCGAGAAGGGCCUCGGCGCCUCCGGCAAGCCGCUGCAUUACAAGGGUUCUGCCUUCCACCGUAUCAUACCCAACUUCAUGUGCCAGGGCGGCGACUUCACCCGCGGCAACGGCACCGGCGGCGAGUCCAUCUACGGCGACAGGUUUGCCGACGAGAACUUCAAGCUGCGCCACACCGGCCCAGGCGUGCUCUCCAUGGCCAACGCAGGGCCAAACACCAACGGCUCCCAAUUCUUCAUCUGCACCACGCGUACCACCUGGCUCGACGGCAAGCACGUCGUUUUCGGCAAGGUCGUCGACGGAUACACCGUCGUCGAGAAGAUGGAGCAAGUCGGCUCCGGCUCUGGCGGCACGGCCGAGCGCGUCCUCAUCGAGGACUGCGGCCAGCUCGCCGACGACCACGCCAACUGAUUAUAUUAGAUUACUUACUUACUAGAGUAUAUUUUCUUCCUUUUACAAGGAAUUUUGUGACAUUGUUCCGUUCUUCUUCUUGUAUCAAUAACAAUCCAAUGUUAGAAAACAUUUAUUUAUAACUAUGCUCUUAGCCCUCAAUGUUAUAUAGCUAUUGCCUUGCUCUGAAA